This is a messenger RNA of Acanthosepion pharaonis, 1065 nucleotides long. The record is from the annotation of a GenBank genome assembly. NCBI's taxonomy places the organism in Eukaryota, Metazoa, Mollusca, Cephalopoda, Sepiida, Sepiidae.
AUGGCAGAAUACGCAAAAUCUCCUGCUCGAUUCGUUAACAAAGGAACUAGCUUAACAACCAUAAUGAACGCUGGCUCUGUCCACAUCUAUCUAGAUCUCGCCACAUCCAUCCAUUUCUACCUAUCUAUCAAUCUCGCGUUAUUCACAUCUAUUUACACACCACGCGCUAUUCCCAUCUAUUUAUACACCUCGCGCUAUUCACCUCUAUUUACACACCUCGCGCUGUUCACAUCUAUUUACACACCUUGUGCUAUUCACAUCUAUUUACACACCUCGUUUUGUUCACAUCUAUUUACACGCCUCGCGCUAUUCACAUCUAUUUACACACCUCGCGCUAUUCACAUCUAUUUACACACCUCGCGCUGUUCACAUCUAUUUAUACGCCUGGCGCUAUUCACAUCAAUUUAUACACCUCGUUUUGUUCACAUCUAUUUACACACCUCGCGCUAUUCACAUCUAUUUACACACCUCGCGCUGUUCACAUCUAUUUACACACCUUGUGCUAUUCACAUCCAUUUACACACCUCGUUUUGUUCAAAUCUAUUUACACACCUCGCGCUAUUCACAUCUAUUUACACACCUCGCGCUAUUCACAUCUAUUUAUACGCCUGGCGCUAUUCACAUCAAUUUAUACACCUCGUUUUGUUCACAUCUAUUUACACACCUCGCGCUGUUCACAUCUAUUUACACACCUUACCUCGCGCUAUUCACAUCUAUUUACACACCUUGUGCUAUUCACAUCUAUUUACACAUCUUGUGCUAUUCACAUCUAUUUACACACCUCGCGCUAUUCACAUCUAUUUACACACCUCGCGCUGUUUACAUCUAAUUACACACCUUGUGCUAUUCACAUCUAUUUACACACCACGUUCCUUUCACAUCUAUUUACACACCUCGUGCUAUUCACAUCUAUUUACACACCUCGUUUUGUUCACAUCUAUCUACACACCUCGCGCUAUUCACAUCUAUUUACACAUCUCUCGCUAUUCACAUCUAUUUACACACCUCGUUUUGUUCACAUCUAUCUACACACCUCACGCUAUUCACAUCAAUCUAUACAUCUAG